This is a messenger RNA of Pollicipes pollicipes, 1242 nucleotides long. RefSeq names its product cystathionine gamma-lyase-like. NCBI's taxonomy places the organism in Eukaryota, Metazoa, Arthropoda, Thecostraca, Pollicipedomorpha, Pollicipedidae. The record is from RefSeq and is a predicted model, not a curated record. Gene Ontology annotation, molecular function: pyridoxal phosphate binding; cystathionine gamma-lyase activity. Gene Ontology annotation, cellular component: cytoplasm. The transcript has 8 exons. The coding region runs from base 34 to 1161 and encodes 375 amino acids. Gene Ontology annotation, biological process: transsulfuration.
CCGAACUUCGCCACCCGUGUGGUGCACUGCGGCAUGGCCGAGGAGGGGCACCCGCACGGCGCCAUCGUCCCGCCCAUCACACUCUCCUCCACUUACAAGAUGAAGCCCAACGGCGAGCGGGGAGAGUUCAAAUACUCGAGAGUAGGAAACCCCUCCAGGAAGGCGCUAGAAGAUUCCGUAGCAAUGCUGGAAGACGCAAGAUACGGCCUGGCCUUCGGCUCGGGUAUGAGCGCCGUCAAGGCGGUCACCAUGCUGCUGGGCACGGGGGACCACAUCGUGGUGAGUGACGACCUGUACGGCGGCUCGACGGCUCUCUGGCGCAAUCACUCGGAGCGGAGCGGCGUCACCUUCAGCUACGUGGACACCCGGCGGCCGGAGGACAUCGAGGCCGCCAUCACGCCCCAGACCAAGAUGAUCUACAUCGAGACGCCGUCCAACCCGGCCAUGAAGGUGACGGACAUGCUGGCCGUGGUCGACAUUUGCCGCCGACACCCGGGCACCUUCACCGUGUGCGACAACACGUUCAUGUCGCCCUACUUUCAGCGCCCGCUGAAUUUUGGCAUCGAUAUUGUGAUCGAGUCCAUCACCAAAUACCUGAACGGACACUCGGAUGUUGUGAUGGGAGCGGUGGCAACCAACAGGGAAGACCUGUACAAGAGGCUGGCCUGCAUUCAAGUCGACAUCGGCCUGGUGCCCAGUCCUUUCGACUGCUACCUGGCCUUCCGCGGCAUUCGUACGCUGCACCUGCGCAUGCCGCGCCACAUGAGCGGUGCCCUGCGCGUGGCGCACUUCCUGGAGAGCCACCCACACGUGGAGCGCGUGCUCUACCCGGGCCUCGAGUCGCACCCACAGCACGCGCUGUUGAAGAGCCAGGCGUACGGCUGCAGCGGUAUGCUGAGCUUCUACGUCAGGGGCGGCAAGCCCGAGACCAUGGAGUUCUUCCGCCGCCUGAAGCUGAUCGCUGCGGCCGUCAGUCUGGGCGGCUACGAGAGUCUGGCGGUGUCACCAAUUUACACCACCCACAACCAGAACCCGAAGGAGGAGCUCGACUACCUGGGCAUCACCGACAACAUGGUGCGCCUGUCCGUCGGCCUGGAGGACCCCGACGACCUGUGCGCCGACCUGGACCAGGCCCUGAAGGCCGCAUGCGGCUCCGGCUAGCGGCGCCGGAAACGUCGCAUGUCCGUUUCUGGCGGCCCUACACUCGGAUCAAGGCCGAUAACGACACCGGGGCUGGCUACA